This is a messenger RNA of Notodromas monacha, 1504 nucleotides long. The record is from the annotation of a GenBank genome assembly. NCBI's taxonomy places the organism in Eukaryota, Metazoa, Arthropoda, Ostracoda, Podocopida, Cyprididae.
AUUUAUUUUUCGUCAAUCAUUCUCCAGCAGAAAUUUUUCCUAGUUCGAUAUACAUACGGAAUUAAUUCAGAUUUCGAGGUGAGAAUUCAGGUUUCGAAUAGGAAAUUUUGGGUAUUGAAUUUUUGCUUUUUCAAGUUUGAAAUUGUAUACCGAAAAAAGAUGAGGGACGCCGCAGCCGAGCAACUUGCAGAAUAUAGCAAGAAUGUGAAGACCAAUAAGCAAGAAAUUGGCGGAGUCUUGGCCACUGCGACCGGAAGACCCAUUGUGAACAAGAAUGCGUCCGUGACAGUUGGUCCUCGAGGACCACUUCUGCUUCAGGACACUGUCCUCUUGGACGAGAUGAGCCACUUCGACAGGGAAAGGAUUCCAGAACGGGCCGUGCACGCGAAAGGAGCCGGGGCUUUUGGCUAUUUCGAAGUCACGGAUGACAUUCGGCAGUACACGAAUGCAAGCGUGUUCUCGGCUAUCGGGAAAAGGACUUCUUUAGCUGUACGAUUCUCGACGGUUGGCGGGGAAAGCGGUUCUGCUGACACCGUCCGGGAUCCUCGGGGAUUUGCAGUCAAGUUCUACACGGAAGAUGGCAACUGGGAUCUGGUGGGAAACAACACUCCCAUCUUCUUCAUCCGCGAUGGGAUCCUGUUUCCCUCAUUUAUUCACACGCAGAAGCGCAACCCGCAGACUCACCUCAAGGAUGCGGACAUGUUCUGGGACUUUUUGUCGUUGCGGCCCGAGUCAACGCAUCAGGUUUCGUUCUUGUUCUCGGACCGGGGAAUCCCUGAUGGGUAUCGUCACAUGAAUGGAUACGGAUCCCACACUUUCAAACUGGUCAAUGCUUCUGGGGAUCACGUUUACUGCAAGUUCCACUUCAAGACGGAUCAAGGAAUCCAGAAUCUUCUGCCAGAUGACGCUGCCGAUGUGGCGCGAGACGAUCCUGAUUACGGAAUCCGCGACUUGUUCAAUGCCAUCAGCAAUGGACAAAACCCGUCCUGGACGUUGCACAUUCAAGUGAUGACGCAAGCACAAGCGGAAUCCCUCCCAUGGAAUCCGUUCGAUGUCACCAAGGUGUGGCCUCAGGGAGAUUUCCCUCUGAUCCGCGUUGGAAAGAUGGUUUUGGACAGGAAUCCUGAAAAUUAUUUUGCUGAGGUCGAGCAAUUAGCUUUCAACCCUGCGAAUAUGAUUCCAGGUGUUGAAGCUUCUCCGGACAAGAUGCUUCAGGCUCGCUUGUUCAGUUAUGGAGACACGCAGCGCCACAGGCUGGGGCCGAAUCACCUUCAGAUCCCAGUGAACUGUCCCAUGAAUGCCAGGACUUGGGGUCAUUAUCAGCGUGAUGGCUUCAUGGCUAUCAAUGGGAAUCACGGCAAUGCCCCGAAUUACUUUCCCAACAGCUUCUCCGGACCGUCGCCUUCCUCGAACCAGUUGCAUCUUGAGUCAACUUUCCCUGCUUCUGGUGAUGUUGCGAGGUACAGUUUUGAAUUCUAUUCAUCUUGAAUUAAUUGGCCGAUUU